This is a messenger RNA of Porites evermanni, 1205 nucleotides long. Lineage: Eukaryota; Metazoa; Cnidaria; Anthozoa; Scleractinia; Poritidae. The record is from the annotation of a GenBank genome assembly.
AUGAAAGUAAGCGGAGGCUUGGUUAGUAUAACUCAGAAUCCACGUGCUCGAGCAAAGUUCUUCUUGAUUACCCCAGAACUUUCCCGAUUGGCCAAGCAAGCCAAAGAAAUAGCAGGGGUUUCUGUCAAGAUACAAGACCAACACCACAACCUUUCACUCGCUGUGUUAUCCCGGGAAGAGAACAACGUCAGUAAGCUGACCGCCACAAUUGCAAGCUACACCAAUCCCUUUACUCAGCCAGAAUAUUCCCUCUUUAAUCUCGUAACUGAAGUAGUGAUGCCCGAAGAAGUUAAACGUGACCUCUGUGCGCAGAGUACUGAAGGAGCUAAACUUCUCAGAGCUUUUGUCACAGAACGCAUUCAAAAAGAAAACGAAAACCUGUGGUCGCCGAUGAAAAAGCGCAGUCUUCUAACCUGGAAAUCAACCUCUAAAAAGACAAAUAUCACUGUUAACCUUGAAGGUUGUGGAGUUACAGAAAGACCGCUGUUUGUUUGCUCGCAUGAUGGUAGAGUGUCCAAGUCUAGACCAGAAUUUAACCAGCAAGAAGCCAUAGGUACGUUGGAGUUUUCCCUGGUGCCCAGAUCACUUUUGCGGCAGAUGGGACGAUGUUCCAUUGCUCAACCUAAAGUGCACUAAUGAGCUUAAUCGAAAAAGAAGGACCAACAGUCUCCUCAGGUGAUGUGCCACCAGAAGCAUCAGUGGUGAGAAAGAAGGUUGUCAUUGCAGAUGGAAUGGCACAGCUACAGUUAUUUGAUAAACCCGCCAUCAUAACAACCUGUACUCAUCAAGCUGAACAUUUUACAGAACGGGUUCUCAAUAAGUACAGUCACAGCGAUGAAUUACACCUGGUCUUCGAAAGAUAUGACAUUCCCCUUUUUCUUAAGUCUGCUACUCGAGUACGAAGGCAAGACAAUCAACAUCCAGUCUACUACCGGAUAACGGACUCCACUCACAUUGCUAAGGUAACCAUGAAGCGUCUGCUCUCUCACGAAAAACCCAAGAUGGAAUUGACCGACCGAACGAGUGUCGAUGUGGCCUGGGGAAACAACUGUCAAGCAACACACCGAGAUGUAACUUACCUAAGAAGCAGUCAGGAAGAGGCGGACACAAAGAUGAUACUCCACGCUGUUGCCACUGCGACCAAUGGAGCAACACAAAUAAACUUCUAUUCCCCAGACACUAAUGUCAUUAUCCUUUCUUUAUGA